This is a messenger RNA of Penicillium griseofulvum, 591 nucleotides long. Its product is annotated as cupin domain-containing protein. The record is from RefSeq and is a predicted model, not a curated record. Bases 1 to 591 code for a protein of 196 amino acids. The transcript has 2 exons. NCBI's taxonomy places the organism in Eukaryota, Fungi, Ascomycota, Eurotiomycetes, Eurotiales, Aspergillaceae.
AUGACUACCACCGCUGCUAUCAACUUCAUUACCGACGGCUUCCCGGCCCCCGGUCUGCGUCCGGUCCAACGUCUCAUCACCGGCAACAAAGAAGAAGAUGGCAAAGGCCACUUCCUUGUCACUGACGCUGGUGACCACCACCGUGUGAUGGGCGAGAACCAGGCCGUCGCCAACAUCAUCUACUCCACAAAUGAGAAUCCUGUUGACCUCAACGAGGACAAAGACAUCAAGUUCUCCCAGGAGAACGAGCCCGGUCUCCAUAUCACCAACGGCACUGUGGUGCGCAUGAUCGACUUCGGCCCUGGAGUAGAGUCACCCAUGCACCGUGCCAUGUCAAUCGAUUAUGGUAUUGUGCUGGAGGGUGAAUUUGAGUUGACACUCGACUCUGGCGAGACACGCCUCAUGAAGCGCGGUGAUGUGAGUGUGCAGCGGGCGACGGCGCACAAGUGGAAGAAUAUUACUGCUGGAGAGACGGAGGCUGGACGGAUGUUGUAUGUCUUGCUUGAUUGUAAGGAGGUUUUGGUCCAGGGACAAAAGAUCGAAGGAUUUUUGGGCGAGUUGGAGAAGGAGUAUGAAGGAAGGAGUGCGUGA